Messenger RNA from Sclerotinia borealis F-4128, 693 nucleotides. The record is from the annotation of a GenBank genome assembly. Lineage: Eukaryota; Fungi; Ascomycota; Leotiomycetes; Helotiales; Sclerotiniaceae.
AUGGCAAACACUAUCCAUGAGACACCAGAGUGGGAAACUCCAACACCAAAACAAUCUUUCCUCAGCAGACAUGAUAUCUUCUCAAAACCGGAAUCAACACUUCCUACCACUAAAGAAGGACCUUCAGACUCAUCGGAUAAUGCUGUCGUAACGGGAACUCUUGGAAAGCCUACUUUGAUCGAGCGAUUCAAUGGUGUUGUUCCUCGAAAUCGCACUUACUUUGGACUGAGUCGCAAAGUGUUUUUGCUGAUUGUCGGAGGAGCAAUCGUUUUAUUACUUGCGUUGAUCCUUGGUUUGGGAAUUGGUCUUGGAUUGAAGCACUCAUCGUCGAAAGCAUUGCCUCUUCCCUCAAAUGGUGGAAUUUUCACAGGGGAUCUUACAUACUAUGCACCAGCUCUCGGGGCGUGCGGAAUAACCUCCUCAUCAACCGAAUCCAUCUGCGCCGUAUCCCACAUUAUCUAUGAUGCCGCCUCAACCAGUUCAAACCCCAAUGCCAAUCCUCUCUGUGGAAGAAAGAUCCGAAUUAUUCGACAAAAAGAAUCGGGAAGUGGAAAUAAUACAGUUGAUGUAACGGUUGUCGAUAGAUGUGUCGGAUGCAAAGCCGAGGAUCUGGAUUUGAGUCUAACGGUUUUCGACAAGUUGGCGCAAGAGGCACAGGGGAGAGUCACUGGAAGUUGGGCUUGGUUACAGUGA